Molecule: messenger RNA, 4107 nt
Organism: Haliotis rufescens (red abalone)
Lineage: Eukaryota; Metazoa; Mollusca; Gastropoda; Lepetellida; Haliotidae
Product: enolase 4-like
Exons: 14
Coding region: 292-2106 (604 amino acids)
Biological process (GO): glycolytic process
Cellular component (GO): phosphopyruvate hydratase complex
Molecular function (GO): magnesium ion binding; phosphopyruvate hydratase activity
Source: RefSeq, a predicted model, not a curated record
CACAAUUCCACUUCCCUAACAACAUACCAAUAUGGACGCCUAAACCAUCACAUUGAGAACGUUUCUACUAAUUUCCACGAGAUUUUGUCUCUUAUUUCACUUGCAUCUUGUUUAUGAUUCCAUCUCUACCUUACCCUAGUUCUAAGGAAUCAAUCAUUGGGUAUAGAUCACAAAUCUGUACCUGAAUUAAUAUUAUUAUUAUAUUAUAUCUGUUUUGUAGCAGACGACGCAUCUUGACUGAUAGGCUUAUUGGAUACUUGCAAAGGCACGUAGCCAGAUCAAAGUGACAAGAUGGCUGCAGCAGCUGGCGUUAAAUCAAGUGCAAAAGAUGCUCGAGAGCUGUACGAAAUGAAGGAAAGGGCAAUACGAUUUUACACAGAUAAUGGCGUCCCUAAGAAGAUGGAGGAGAUCCUGAACUCAAUGUUUCAUGACAACCCAGCAGAUGUGUAUGGCCAUCUUGCAAAUUAUUUUGCUGAAUUUGCCAAAGUCCCAGUAAUCACAAAGGUAAAAGGUCGACAAGGGUAUGACAGCAAAGGACAGUCAACUGUGCAAACUGAAGUUUACUGCAUGGUAAAGAACCAUGAAAAACUCAUCAGUUCCUGUGUUGCCCCAAGUGUGACUUCAAUGCUGCUGGACACUGCAAAGCCAGAAGAGAAAGACACUGAGGAUGCAGAGAGACAGGCGUCUGUAACAGCAGCCAUCAACUACAUCAACACCGACAUCUGUAACAAACUGGAGGGUCUGGACCCAACACAGCAGACGGAGGCAGACGAUGUUGUGUACAACUUCAUCCAGCAGAUGAAAGAUGAAAUGGAAGCCCAGAAGGCUGCGGAGGCAGCAGCAGCAGCUGCAGAAAAUGCAGAAGAGGCACCCACACAGGACACCAACGAGUCUAAUAAUUCUAAGAAGGCCAAAUCUCCUACUGGAAAUGAGGUUGAGGGGGACCAGAAAGGCGCUAAAGGCAAAGCCAGUCAGAUCAUUAUCAUCCCUGAUGAAGCACGGGAAGAGUUGCUAGACGGCAGCUGUCUCGUGAGCGCUCUCAGUCAGGCUGUGUGUACAGCUGGAGCCGCCAUCAAGGACGUCCAACUCUACCACUAUAUUGCCGCUCUCAAACACAAAGAAAUGCCCAGCACACUACAGCUUCCUCUGCCCAUGGUCACCAUCAUACAGGGUGGGAAGGGAGCUGCAGGGAAGAUGAACUGUAUCAAGGAGUACAUGGUCAUCCCCAAACCUGGUGUCCCCCUCCGAGAGAGUAUGAAGAACAUCCUAGGAAUCUACAACCACGUCAGUAAAGCUCUGUGUGUGAAAGGAGGGGGGAAUGCAAGGAAUGUCAAUGACCUGGGUGCCCUGUGCCCUGUGUUCGACAAGCCCGAGCAGGGCCUGGACCUGAUCCAGGAAGCCAUGACUGCUCUGUCUCUCACCCCCGGCGAGGAUGUCAGCAUCGCCCUCAACAUAGCAGCACACGAGAUGUUCGACUUUGACAAGGGCAAGUACGAGGUGGUGACCGGUCAGCUGAAGACUACCGAGGAUUAUGUUGAGUUCCUGGUGGAACUACUCGGCCGCUACCCUGCCAUCAACGCUGUCAUCGACCCACUCAGGAAACAGGAUCGUGAGCAGUGGAUACGACUGUGUGACCGUAUCUCAGUGGCUGGUUACAUCGUCGGUGACUACGGCUACCACCGCCCAGGUCUGCUGAAGCAUGAGGAGCUGGAUGAGGACUAUCAGACCAGUGGAAUCCUCCUCAGAUGGGAGCAGAUGAACACGCUGUCAGACAUUAUCGCUGUGGCCAACAAGAUGGAGGAAGCCGAGAAUGAGAUCUUUGUGACUGCUGGUCCUGGGGAGACAAGCCAGGACAUCCUUGCUGACUUGGCUGUGGGUCUGAAUGCACGUUUUCUCAAGCUUGGAGCACCAUGUCGAGGGGAGAGGAUAUCGAAGUUGAACCGUCUGCUGCAGAUAGAGGCAGAGCUAGAGGAGCAAGGCACCCUGGGAUUUCAUGAUGCUCAUCUGUACCCUCGUAUAGAACUAACCCCUCCACCGGUCGCUACAGAGACAGAAGCUGAAGACAGUUCCCCAUCACCAGCUAAGAAGGGAACCAAGAAGAAGUGAGGGGAUGGCAUCAGUGAAGGAUGUUCUCGUAAUGGCUGACAGUGUUAGGAUGAUGCUUUCCUGGCAACUAACUGUACUGGAUGUUUAUCUAGACUUUCACGCUGGCAAAUUGUGUAAAUAAUCACAUUGAGAUGUUCACUGAGAAACAUCUUGGCUGUCUCAUCUAACACAGGAGAGAUUGAAUUACUAGUGCCAUGUGAAACUUACAAGUACCAGAUCUUCCACGAUAUCUCUGGUCUUACAUUUAAAAUACCCUGGAUUAAAGAACAGCAAAGGCAACAUAGAUGUUUUGUUAGGCUAAAGCAAAAUAAUAGUCUUGGUUCUUAGGCUCCGCCCACAUCAUCAUAAAGUUUGCCACACGUUUCCUUUUUAUUUCCAUUUUACGAAAAAAAAUAAAUCCAUAUUCCAUGUCUAACCGAAGUCAAAUACUGUAUUCCAGUAUUUUAGUCAGGAAGAAAUUCAUUUAUGUAGGGAGGCCCUUUUCCAGAUUGAUUGUACAAAGCUAUUCACCAAAAAACAAAAAAAAACACUGCCCGCCCACACUAUAUUUUCCAUAGGCAUUGCCUGAGAACCAAUUUAAAAAAAAAUAAUUAAGCCUUACAUCUUAAUUCUUCUGACAUGAAAGAUGUAAAGUUUAAUUGUCCGAAAGUCUAACUUUGGUUCCUUCUUGCCAUAUGUAUCCCUCUUUGUUUAACCUGAGCUGACUGUACUUCUCACCAUGUUCCACUUGUCCAUGUCAUGCAUUUUGUGUUAUCAUGUACAGGUACAGCCCUAGAGACUAACAGUUGUAGCCCACUACCAGUAGUCCUUGAUGAUAACAUACAGCAAAACCCUUAAAAAGGUCAAAUUUCUACUAAUCCUUAGGAUACCUUAACUAUUGGGUAGUUUGGCAAGGACUACGAGACUAGUGCCAAUUUUCAACGCUGAGGUAUUGUACAGCAUCUAAGAGGCUUCCUGUUUUCCAUUCAGGGAUCCUGACCUCUGAUCUGUGUAUCAUAUGUAACAACCCUAACACCAUCCCAUGUGAAAAUGUUAUGGUGUAGAACAUUGUGUAAAUUGGAUGUAUGCUACUCAAAACAAGUUAAGACCGACCACAAUUGGAAGGCUGUGUGUUGCAAUACCUCCCAGCCGUGACAGAUUAACUAGUUAUAUGAGUGAGUGAGAUGGGGUUAAUGUCGCUCUGAACAGUAUUCCGGUUAUAUCCCUGCAUUUUAGUUUAAUGUGGGAGGAAAGCCCAAAGUGAUGCACAUCUCAGAUGUUUACCACGAGCACAUGUGUGUAAUAUAAUCAUGGGUCAUAUGAAAGAAAGCAGGUGUUCUUUAACUUCUUUAGAGUAAUAUAUAUGUAUUAACAGCAUGUACAUAACAAAUUAUCUGUACAAAUGUGUAUAUAUUGAAAUAAACUACUUUGUUAUUUUUAUAUGUUUGAAUGUGUCACCAAUUUGAUGUGACAUUCCAAGCACCAAACAUAUAAGUAACAUCCAAUUAUCACUCCCCAAAGGACUAAAUCUUAUAUAUAUUUGUUGUACAAGGCAGGGAAGUUCCAUGUGAGCACCUACCACCAUCGCUUUAAGAAGCUUCAGGAAAUAGAUGUGUAUACAUGGUAUAGGCCUACAUGUAAGGUCAAAACACAUUCCAGUUAAAUUAAAUAUUAAGCAUACAAAGAUCUUCAUGUCUGUUGACAAAACAUUGUCAUAUUGAAACAGAAAACUGUGAACAGCUAUGCUCUCUGUUGGAAGUCGCUGUGCACCUCUAUAAAAAUAUUUUCAAUGCAGAUGAUGAAUUACGAAUGAAGAACACCAAAAUCAAGUUUUAUUACAUCACAAAAAUUGCUGAUAAACAAGUGAAUACAGGAAUAAUACUGACCGCACAUCUGUCUAUACUUCAUCCCUGGACCGUACCUGGGACAGUUCAGCAUAUAUAAUGCCCAUGGAGGUGUUCCACAAGUGCCCAACACCGUCCAGGUGAAUUGCCUGAUGGUGGAGUGCACAAUGGACUAUUA